GGUCUUUCUCCUCCCAUGAUGGCCGCAGUGUUCGCUCAAUUCUUCCUCUUCCUCAUUCGAGCUGUGGCGGUCCGUGCACGUGCGGGUGUGGCUUGCAGCUGCGGUGAUGGCUGGGCUGCGGCAGUGCGUGCGGAUUUGGGUGGUGCCGCGGUGGCCGCCCGCCUUCUCCGUGGUGGUUUUUUCUUCCCGCUGUGAGUGGAGCCGUCUCUUGGGGAUUGGGUCGGUCUGCGUCUGCUCGGAGCGUCUUUGCUGUGUAUUCACCGACUUGGUGGCGCAUUCUGCUGCCGAUCCACCACCGAGCUCUCCUGCAGUCCUGCUGUGCGUGUCUCCGCACCGAUUUCCUCCUCCACGUUGCUCGGCGAUAGGAGCGCAGCGACCUUCCUACCACGCGAAAGGGCGAGGCUCAAUCCCGCCGCACCAGAGAAGAGCGGGCUUCAAUCCGAGGGGAGUACAGUCCGCCGCUUCCAGUGCCGGCACCCAGGCGCCUGUAUUGUCCUUCACCAAGCCGGUCGCCGCCCUGUAGCAGCUCCAACAACGAGCCCAUGUGAGCAUGUAUGUUCUUCUGUUUAGAUUCAGUUUUCAGCUAUUUUUCUCCAGGACAAAUUCAGUCCAAUGCAUGUAAUUGGAAAUCGGGAAGAGACCAAACACGGAUGCAUGUACUUGGAAUCACGAAGAUAACCAAAUAUUGUGUUGGUUAAUUAUGUACACAAAUCGGUUAUAAUUUCUCAAGUACUUCCUUAGUUUAGA
Molecule: messenger RNA, 747 nt
Organism: Lolium perenne
Lineage: Eukaryota; Viridiplantae; Streptophyta; Magnoliopsida; Poales; Poaceae
Source: RefSeq, a predicted model, not a curated record